AUGAUGACAACGACAAAGUGAAGAUGAAGACAAGUGCGCGCGACGACGAUGAUGAGAGGUACGACGAUGACGACAAUGAUGAUGACGAUCAACGGCGACGACGGUCAGUGCCUCAUGAAGGGUUAUAUAAAGCAUCCCGUCGGUUGACAAACCGAGUCACUUCUUCGGUAGAACCCUAUACUGAAACACACUCCGAGCAACGAGAACGAAAAUCCCGUUGUGUUAAGAUGGCCAAUUACAGAUGUAUACUCGCCUUUCUCAUCUUAUUGUUGGUUAUGAAUGCCGUAUUUUGCCAAACUUUCCAAUAUAGUCGCGGGUGGACUAACGGAAAAAGGUCGGAGUUUCCAAACUCCGCGGAGGUAUCCAAUUCAAUCUCAGACGAGGGUUUCACCAGCAACGAGCUCAAAAAGCUGAAGAUGUUGAUGCAUGGAAAUGUCGAUGAACAACCACUGUUGAUUCAUUGCGAUUUCAUGGAUAAACUGAGAAAACUAUUUCAUUCGGAUAAUUAUGCUCCUCAAUUACAUCGCGAAAAAGGACAAAAUGAUGAUAACUACUGAAAGAAAUACAUUCGUCAUGAUAGUCGGCGCAAACUGAUCCGUUUUAUCGAUGCAAACUAUUCGGAUCGUAGAUUUAGUUAUUUAAUUAUAGUCAGGUCAAAAUAAAUUAUUACUGCCCCGUAAUUUCUCAAUGAAAAUUUCUACCCUUAACUUAUGCCAGGUAAACCGUAUCACAUUAUAUCACUUUUUUGAAGAAGAAAUUCAAAAAUGCUUAAACUGGACGGCAUCGUUAAUAUAAUUUAAAUUAUCUAGAUCUUUCAUGCUUAAAAAUGUAUUUGAAUAAACUGUAACUAACGUCAGGCGAUAUGUGUAUUA
This is a messenger RNA of Dinoponera quadriceps, 872 nucleotides long. It is a transcript of the gene Crz, whose product is annotated as pro-corazonin-like. Gene Ontology annotation, molecular function: corazonin receptor binding. Bases 24 to 557 code for a protein of 177 amino acids. The transcript is spliced from 4 exons. Gene Ontology annotation, biological process: positive regulation of heart contraction. The record is from RefSeq and is a predicted model, not a curated record. NCBI's taxonomy places the organism in Eukaryota, Metazoa, Arthropoda, Insecta, Hymenoptera, Formicidae.